Molecule: messenger RNA, 489 nt
Organism: Thamnophis sirtalis
Lineage: Eukaryota; Metazoa; Chordata; Lepidosauria; Squamata; Natricidae
Source: RefSeq, a predicted model, not a curated record
GAGCGGCUGAUUGAGCGCGCAGGGGGAAUCUCCCAUAGGAUGAAGAACUCGCUUGGUAGCAGGGGGGAGAAACUACUCGGAGCCAAAUCUCAGCCUAGGAGCGAAAGAAUGAAGAAGCCUGGGAGUCCUACUUCAUCCCAAGACAAUAUAUCCUAUACGUCAGAUUUCAUGUAUUUUCAUGAAAGUGAUGCAGAAUUAACACCCAAAAACAGUGAGGAAGAGAAAGAAAGGGAGAAGAAGCACACCAGUUUUACUUUAUGCAAUGUAUGCAACAUUCAACUGAAUUCUGCUGCUCAGGCACAAAUCCAUUAUCAUGGGAAAUCACACCAGAAAAGAUUAAAACAGCUGAGUAAUGGAAACCUAAAAAACAGUUUUGUGAGAGCAAGGAAAAAAAGUUGGCACAGAACAAUGUGUACGAACUGUAAUAGUGAACACAUAACUGAGGGAUGCCGCAAAAGGUGUAAAUGCAUGCUUUCUUUUCAAAAUUAG